AAGAAGCUGGAGGGGAGUGGUGGGAGAAGGAAGGAGAAAAAAGGAGAUGGGAGAGGAGGGAAGGGAGCAAACAGCCCCUCCACACCAAUAGCCCGGCAGGGAAUGUGAGUAAUACCCGGCUGGUUCAGAGGGAGUGAGAUCAAAAGCUAGUAGAUACAAGAGGUUUGUGCCUCACCGACCAGACAGCCAGAGGCUCAAUGAGACCUUUGUUAAUCCAGGCCCAAGUCAGGAUUGAAGGAAUACCUGACUCCCGCCCGCCCCCUCCAGCCUGGUAGGGGGAGAGGUAGGUCACCAGAGAGUCAAGGCAAGUUGGGCACAGCUAGGCCUAGCCAAGAGUGGGUGGAGGAGGGAGGCGGCCUGGGCUUGGAGUGAGCUGGAGUGAGCGGCUGCCAGGGAGGCAGGAAGUAGCUCUUGUAGAAUUAUAAAGGGAACCGCAGGGGAAGGGGGUUUCACCUGGUAAAUCUGCCAUCCUAGGCCCCUGGCCUCUGUUCCUUGGAGGGGAUCGGACAUUGUCCUGGAGCCCACGGCUUUCUGUUGGGAUUCUGGGGUCAGUGAGAAGGACAGAGGCCACGGAAGUAAGGACUGGUGAGCCAAGAGUUCAAGUGUGGAACUGCUGGGGGAUGCCCUCCUGUUUGACAUUCAGGUAGGAUGAGUCUGGGGUGUGUGUGUGUGUGUGUGUGUGUGUGUGUGUGUGUGUGUGUGUGUGUGUGUGUUCUGUACUGUUGGUGUCCACUGGGAGUUCAGUUAAGAGGUUUGCCUCACCAUGCUCCUGCAGACAGCCCCUGGCACCCCUGGCACAGGUUGGGGCUAGGACUGAAGUAGAGUUACCUUCUUGAAAGAGAAAUGUUCUGAUCUGGGCCCUCCCACUGGAGGUUCGUGGGAGAGAGAGAGAGAGAGAGAGAGAGAGAGAGAGAGAGAGAGAGAAAGAGAGAGAGAGAGAGAGGGGUCCAGACUGAGUCUGGAGGUCCGAGUCCACCCCACCCCCCAGGGCUCUCCUGGUUUUAGAUGAAGAGGUGCCUUUGGGGCCAUACUCUAAACAUGGCACAUGCUGACCGCUGGUCCACAGUGGGAGAGGGGAGAGGAAAUUCACCUGUAUUUAGAACAUACUUUUCUUAGGGUCCUGAGACCUUGGUGAGUUCUCUCCCCCAGCUCACCAGAUGGAUUGCUCAAAGCUGGCUGCCUUCAGCAGGUGGGGAUUUCAGCCCAGGCAGACCCAUUCUCAAACAACUAAGUCUGUAGCAGCGUUUCCCAACCUGUGGGUCACAACCCACUCAGGGGUGGCAUGUCAUACCAGUAGCAAAACUACAGUUAUGAAGUAGCAGUGAAAAAUAAUUUUAUGGUGGGGGUUCACCACAAUAUGAGGAACUGUAUUAAGGGGGUCACAGCUUUAGGACGUUUGAGAACCACUGGUUUAGAAAAUGGUGUAACUCCCUGCACCAAUUUUGGACGCUUGAGACACCCAAAACUCAGGGGAAGGGGAGCUCAAUACUUGUUCCUCCUCUAAGCAAAGCACACUGCUGUAAGGAAAGGGUUAAUUCUGCCCCCCCCCCAAAAGAGGAGCCCACUAUGGGGCCUGGGUGUCUUGAAAAGAUUGCCCUCAUUUGCUAGAGGAGAGGGUAGUUAGGGACCUGGGAGGGGGCUGGAUGCUAAUUAGAGGGAUCUGAGGAGGUCCUUUAUGGCCAGAAAGCCGUACCUCCCCAUACCCACCACGAGGGCCAUUGUGUGGGGCCUUUGAAGGGCUAGACUGGAAACUCAUUACUGACAUAGCUUUAGUAUUCUUGGGGCCCACCAGGUGGUGGGGAAUGGUGAGGGAAUGCUAUCUGCGAGGGGAGGCUUGGGCUCCCAGAGAAGCCAGGUGGGGAGGAGGGAGGUGUGAGAUUCCUCAGUUUCCUGCUCUUUGAGAUUCCUGCCACUGGACCCCUCCGCUCUGCUGUGGCCUAUGGCUUUUCAUUCCUAUGUGAUUGCUGUUCCGAACUCAUGUAGGGCUAAAAGCCAUGGGCUACAGUGAGGGGCAAGCUCCUGCACAACUACACUUCCCUAAGGACCAGCCACAGAGGGCGCCAGAGGGAGGGGCCGGCGUCGCUAGUCACUCCAGGUUUGGGGCUAGGCCGUGUGAUCUUGCCCACGUCACUUCUCUCUGCAUCUGGUCCCUUCACUGUGAAGGAUUAGGUUGGUGAGCCUACUGGGUGAGAUGCAAGGUCAUACUUAGGGGUUGUUUUCCUCUUCCCAAGUUUUUGAGGUCUGGCCUAGUGGAGAUGUGCAGCAGAUAUCAUCAUCAAUGUCUUCACCUCUCCUCUGUCCAGCCAUAAUCCGCUUCCUGGUCUUGGUUUUUCUCCUCCCUCUCUGUGGUUCCAUAUCCAGAGCUGCUCUUGUCCAGACACUUAGGACUCUUUUGAAGCUGAGAUGGGUGUCAGGCUAGCUACACUGGUGGUGGUAGUAGCAUCGGUUUGUUCCAGAAUAGAAACUGGGAAGACCAUACCUCCCCAGGGUACCACGCUGGAGCCCAGAGUUUCCAGCUUCUAGCUCUUACCCUGCCCCUCUGCUCUGUUAUGGGCUCCGGGAGGGCAUUGCCUUUUUUGCUCUCUCCUGCUGGGAUCUCAGCCUUCCCUGCUUCUUCCACCAACCCGGUUCUGUUCCCACUCCGUGAAAAUGGCCUGACUCCAUCCCUGCCACCCUGGGAAACUACACAGAUGGAAACAAAAACACGCAGUCUGGCUUGGAAUGGCAAGGGAAUCACCCCACCUCCUACACUGGGCUCCCCAUUCCAGUCCCAGCUUGUCUAACAUAGGCCACACCCUGCUGCGUACUUCAGAAUCAGAAGGCAGGUUACUUCCUUGUCUUAUUUAGAUAGAGCUUUCCUGUCCUCAGUUAGCAUUUACCAAGUGUCUACCGCACACCACCGUUCUAGCCUACUUACCUAUGUUACCCUGUUCGGUCUCCGAGACAGCCCUAUUUAAUAUUAGUCCAUUUUAUUUAUGGGGCAUCUGAAGCACAAGGGAGCUAGAAAACUGUGCGCAUGGCUAGUAAGGUGCUGAGCUGGGAAUGGAAGCCAGAGUCUCAGUGCCCGAACUCCCCCGUGAUCUUACCCCAUACUGGGGCACGUGGGAAUCAAAGCAGUGUGUUGGAAAUGCCCUGGGUCUGGGUGGUGCGGUGCACUGGAGCGCUUCUUCUCCGGAGGCCCGGAGGGGAUGUGUGGCCUUGAAUUUUACCCAGUUCCAUCACUGGUUAGAUAUGACUGGUUUUUCUUUAUCUAGGGUGGGGAGAGGGGGCAAAUCAGAGCAGAAGGAAAGCAAACGCCGGUACCAGCUGGAGUUUUGCUGUGGCUCAAUAAGGCGACUUGCCCACUUGGCUAGGUUUCCAUACAGGAAAGAGUCAGAGAUGCCUAGCCCCUGACCCAGCCCCGCUCUGGAGGCUCUUGAGUGGGCCGCGGGUUUUUCUGUUGUUGUUUUUGUUUGGCUCCAGGAACCUCUUGUUUUGCUUCUCCCAGCUGCCAGUUUUCUUAAUUGGAAAGUUAGAGCAGAAGAGUCACCUCCCCUGCCCUCUGCCUCUGGGUCUGUCUCAGGAAUCCUGUUUCACGGUUUGUUUAGAAAAGCCCCGGCAUCCGGGUCUGGGGACAAGUGGACCCGGAGCGGCUUCAAAGAAAGAUUCUACCUCGUGUUGAAGCUCUAGCAAGGUACUUAGUAGGACUGCACAAUAAAUCUUAAGGGAAAGAAAUCGUGAGCUGGGGAAAAGAGGUAAGAGAUAGGCCCCCUCUAGCCUGGGGCUGGGGGGCAGGCCCUAUUCUGGGAUUACAGCCUCCGGCCUCUCUUACAGUCUUUGUGCCUUGCCAUGGUGGGUGGGGCUGGCUUGUCCGCAAUGGCGCAUCUCCCAUAAUCUUUGAGAUCCUCCGAAUAGGCAAGCUGGCCUCGUGCCCUCUUUCCCUGAGGAUUCACAGAGCAGCCCUGCGUCUGUCCUGUCCCUGCCUGCAGACAGCCGAAACCAAAAAUAUCAUAACUGAGCAGUCUAGUCUCCUACAGUAUCAGCUCGACCCAACAUGAGGCUUCCCUAGGGAGAGGGUCCGUGUUUAACUGCACUGAGAACCGGGCGAAUUUCUUUGGUCCGUUUCUAGUGGAAAUGGAAUUUGCUUGCUAAGCUUCACUUCUAGAUGCAAAGAAGAUUGGAAAGAUUUCUGGCUGGUUCCCUCUGUUUAGGGGACAACACCUUCUACAUCAGGUUCCUGGCUCCUCCUCUCCUGCCAGGAGUCAGUGCGGCCGAGCUAAUCCCCAAAUCCGGUCUCCUAAGCUGCAGCUGCCUCCCUUUGCAGGGAUGAAUGGCUCGGGGAGGGAAGACAUCUUGUGAGCCUUAUUCCCCUGCCCAGCCCAGGGCAUGCCCCAGUUCACUUUCGCCUGUUUCUGUGGUCUUCACGGCUUCUGCAAGAUGAAGAGGAAGAAGGAAGAAGUUCACAGAGAGAGGGAGACAGCGGUGUGACCAGGGCCCCCUUGUCAGCUCCCAGUGGCUCUGAGCUGUGGCACUCAGAGCCUGUGUCUUCUAUCUUUAUUUAACUGGUACCUGACCAACCUGAGAGACAUCAGUCUCUUGACUCUUCUUAUACCCAGCCCCGUUAGCUACCAAUCAUCUGUGCUCCUGAAGAGGCCUCAGCCACACAAGGGGAUUCCCAGGACCUGCCACUUGCCUUCUGGAGACUGGACGGCCUCGCUGGGAUCAAGGAACGAGGCUUUGGGGCUCUUCUCAGGGUGACCCUCCCAAGAAGCUUACAUGACCUUGGGAGGGCAAAGUGCUUGCUAAACAGCUAAGUAGCUGUUCUUGCAAACCUUGGAGGGUUUGAUGUAUGGGACGCCACCUCCAUGCACAAGAUGGGGUCUGUGCUGGAGCCCCAGGGUCUCAGCCCCUUCCUUGCAUCCUUGUGGGCCAGGACUGAGAUGGAGGACAGAAUUAGACAUUCGAGGGGUCAGGCAGCGGAAGGCUCUUCUGUGUGUCUGGCCCUGACCUACCAGUUGCGUGAAGCCCUCACCUUGACAGCACACAGAUGUGGCAAGACCUUUCCUCAGGGACUGUCCCUAGAACUAGGCCACACCACUGCCCCCAUUUUGUUUACUUACCCCCUGCCUCUUUCUCUCCUGUCCUUGGGAAACUGGAGAGGGUAUUAUGCUGGCAUGGGGACACCUUCCAAGGAUAGGGAACUCAAGGAAUGUCCUUGACUACCCCCCCCACCCCCCGUCCUCCCAGUCCACUGUCAACUCCCUGCUUCAGGAGCUUGCGUCCAUUUCUAGGCGUUCAGAGGCAAAAGCAUUUCCUUUCUCCUCCUUCCUUCCCCUCUCCUCCCCUGCUCAUUGUGCUUGGAUCUCUCAGGUGCUAGAGGAAGAGCUGGGAAUUAAGAAUGAACUCUUAGCAGCAGAGACCAGCUUCUGGUCUGCUAGCUUGCCGCCCUCCUCACUGGGACGAGCAGUUCUGCACACAUAGGAGUCACAUCUCCACCACCAUCAAGGACAGGACAGAUAAAGGCCUGGUAGGAAGGAGGGUCAGGGUCAAAGGUGGAGGAAGGUCUGAACUCAGAAGGGACACUGAGCAAACAGGGAAGGGUGCUACUCCUGGUCAGCGUGUUUCUUGGUCUUUCUGCAGAUUUACUGGGAUCGAGGUUGUCUCGGUGGAGCCUGAGCAGGGACCGAGAGCUUUACUCUUCUCCACUGGCUUUUCGCCUCUGCUUUCCCACCUGAACCACCUACUGUCUGUUAUUUGCUUUUAUAUUCAAAGAUUCAUAAACAAAUCCUUCCCUCAGGGAAAUAACAAGCUUCUGCAGCAAAGGCCAGUGGAGGUCACAGAGAACAAAGCCAACUUUCCAGUUUCUUUGUCCUCUGAGAUGGCGGAGGCCUUGGGGGAGGCAGAAAUGACAGAAAAGCUUUGGGGGCUACUUUGCUACAGAAGCCACAGAUCCUCUCCCCGCCCCCUCUCUAGCGUUGCUAGCUGCAGCCUGCCUUCAAGGCUGCAAUCAGAGAAGUCUCUCUGGAACUGGAGGAGGAAAUCAUAUCCCGUCACUAAGAAGGGUCGGGUGUUAUGUCCCAACCACAUAGGCUCACCCAGAGGACAGGUCAGAUAACAGAGAACUAAGGUCUGGGAGGGGCAGCACACUUGUGCUCACUUCCCAGCAGCCCCUGGGGUUGGCAGAGAGCUGCUCCCCCCAUCCCCCCAACAGGCGUGCCCUUGGUAUAGUAGAGACACUGGAUAUCUUGAGACCUUGCUGUAGGAACAUGGGUGGUUCAAGGUUUUGUUGAGUGUAGGCCCCACCACUGUUUGCGGGCCCGGUGUCCUUGCUCCUCCCUUCAUCCAGGGUAAGGUGUGUCGCCACGCUGCAGUAGACGUGGCCUGAGUAGGAGGGAGUAGUAGCAGCUUGCAAACACACACUCAUCAUUUUGACUGUUUUCUCCGGGAGAUGGGGAUUGUGUUCUCAGCAUCUAGGAAGCAGCUGGAAAUCCAUUUCCAGUUCUGUGUCUGGCUGGGUUCAGUAGAUUUUGUAUUAUCUGUUUAAAGUUCCCUCCACUCUGCCUGAGGGAAGCCCAGCCCGUGGGUCUUUUUCGACCCGACUUCGGUGGCCCUGUACCCAUAGGGUGAGGCAGGUGUACAUACCUUCCAUUCUUACACCUUGACGCUCUUGCUCUUUAGGGGGUGGAGCUCCGUGUUCUCACUUUUUUUUUUGGUUCAUUUUUUUUUUUUCGGAGCUGGGGACCGAACCCAGGGCCUUGCGCUUCCUAGGUAAGCGCUCUACCACUGAGCUAAAUCCCCAGCCCCUCCGAGUUCUCACUUAAACAGGGUUCAACUCUUGGGCUGCGGAACUAGUCAAUGGGAGUGGUGAAUAGAUGGCACUUGGGGUCAUUGGGACUUGAGUGUCUUCUCAGACCAUGGCCCAGUAUGCCCAAGGGCUUCUUGUCUCGGGUUGACGAUAGUUAAGUAGAAUGUCGUUUCCUGUUUCUACUAAAGGAGGCAGGCACUUUGAAUGUAUGGAUCCACAGAAAUCAAUAGAGAAAUUGUUAAUUUUUUUUAGAAGAGAAUAAAAAGCAAUAAUUUAACUGAAAUGGACAUAUGAGAUGUAAGGAUGCCCAAGCCAAGAGCAGGUCUCCCGGGUUCUGGCUCUGCUUGAGUGCCAAUGAUCCUGUGACCUUGGAUGAGUCAGGCCUUAUUUCUGGGACUGGCUUCUUCAACUAUAAAGGGAUGGCACCGAUGUCCUCUGAAGCCAGGUCUUUGUGGGAUGUCAGGUGUCCUGUGCCCCAGAGGACAGCAUAAAGUAACAAGCAGACCUGGAAGUGGUGCAUUGUUCGAGGAAAGCCUAGAUCAGAGCUUCCUCUACAACGUUCCUCCAGGGAGGGCUGGGACACCCUUCCUCCCUCCUAGAUAGACUAAAGGGAGUAGUCUGUGGCCGGUACUGACUCCAGGCCCUGUCUAGGCCAUGACAGCUGCCAUCUUUGGACUGUCCUAUGGCCCAGUUGCUGAAGAGAGUCAGAGGGCCUGACUCCCGCUUGGGUUCACUGUACAGCAGCCCAUAGACCAUCUCUUAAGGUGAUGGAACCAUCCUCCCCCACCCCUUCCAGUGUGAUUUAUACAGCAGUGAGUGGAUGGGAGGUGGUGUUGUGUGGGAUGGGACAACUUUCUUCUUCCCCUGGUGGUCCCCUUGCACUGACUCCUGAGUGACCGAAGAAACUGCUUCCACUAAAGAAUGAGUGCCGCACCUGCCCUCCCUACCCCACAUGAAGGGCACCUCACCAUGGAUGUAGCCAGGCAUGGCUGAAACUUAGAGAUGGACCCUUGGUUCCUAACCUCCGAGACAGGCCUUCACCUGGAAAGGGAGUCUGGACUGCUGCUCCAGGAAGUCUGCCAUUCACCCUGAAGGUUGCUGCUGUGUCUGGCAAGUGAUUGGGCUGAGUCACCUCAAGAACCAGUCUCUUCUAGAAAGGAACCUGCUGUAUCUUCAGUACACAAAGAAGACCACCAGUCAUAGCCACCACUUCUGUCACCUGGUCCUAAUGCAAGUUUUCAACUUCCAAUGUGUUGCUAACCAGUCUAACACCAGAAUGCCUGGCUUGUCAGAGCAAACCCACUGGUUCCCUAGACCAGCUAGAGUCAGUCGGUACCCACCAUGCAUGCUAGGGUUACUGCACAGGCCCCUUCCCUAGAUUCUUGUGAGAAACCAUUGGAUCCUCAGAGGAGGAACAAACAGAAAGGGAAGGCAGGAGAGUAGGCUAUCCACAAGUAGAAUGAGCCGGGGGCUGCCCAAAGCAGCUUUACACCAAAGAAAACAGUUCAGAAGCCAGGGAUCCUGUAACUUGAGCAGUCGGUCCUGGCAGAAGGAGCCAGGGUUUGAAAUCCAAGGGGUUUCCUAGUGGGCUUCUGGUCAGUUUCCUUCCCUGCUGGAGCAGCCUUCUCCCUUAGUUCAUUCCUGUAUUCUCUCUGAGGGGCGGGAGGAAUACCAGCAGGGGAGAUGGCAGGACCUAGACACAUCCUCAGGACUCUCCCAGCCUCCCUUGCCAUGGCAACGCUGCUAUUUUUAUCCUGUUGUUCAUGAUGCUCAAAGCUCUGACUUUCUCUGUUCCAGAGAGCCCAGCUGCCUUCUGCCCCCAUCCCUCAGCAUAGCACCUUCUCAAGGAGGCGAAGGGAUAACGAAGAAAGGGGGGGGGGCACAUUUAAGUUGUCCCUUAACCAGAGGGACCUAUUUGGUUUGCUGGCUUAAAUAACCAGUUUUGUGUUUUCUGAGAGGUUCGGCCUGUGAUCGAGUAGGAUGGGCCACUGCUCAGGAUGGCUCCCCAGUGAGCCCUGACAUGCACUGCUGCCUCUCUUGGGAACAUUCUGAGGAAUGUCCUGUUGGCAUAAGCAAUACGUGAAGAAUUCUGCCUGGCUAAUUAGCUGUCAGGUAACUUGAAUGCUGCUGUGGAAUCUAGGCUUCCAUCCCUCUACCAAGGAGCCAGGACAAAGGCACUUGCAUCUCUGUCCAAUCAUUCUACCCAAAGCAAGGCAGCCUCUCUUCCCCAGGCUAGAAAGCAGACUCCCUCCAAUUUAGCUACAUCCCCUUGAGAUCCCCACUCCAUACCGCUGCAAGGGGCUGGGAUGAAGCCCAAGGCCUCAGAACCACUAGAGGCAAAUGCUCUCCCACCGAGCUGCAUCUCUAGCCUGGAGCACAAUGUGUUCUUGAAGGCUGCAUUUAGCGAAAGGCAUUCUUAGCUGUUCCUUCUGCCGCCCUUUCCUGGCCCAGCCUUUGUUUUCCUGUGCCCCAAAUUCCACUACAGUGGCAGGGAAUCCCUGAGAAUCAUUGGUGCUAAUGGUCUCCAUCUAUACUCUCCUAUGUUGAUCAGGAGGGUGUGAACUCAGCAUGUGGGGUGGCUGGGUUAUGGGGUGCAUUCUAUGUAUAUCCCAAACACCUCGAUCCUGGAAAUGGGUCUGGAUCUUAACCCAGCCAAUCUACAUCUUGUUAACCUUUGCUUCGGCUGAGUUGGCUCCUGAAUGGUUCGUUUUCCUAGGGUGACUGAGACCCAUUUACUAAGCCUCGUUGGUUUUAUUUUGGCUCUAGCUAAAGUUUCCGAAAUCUAUGCAUCUGGAGUAAGCACUUUUCUGGUUGCCACUGAAAAGCAUGCUGGCAGAUUCUGCUCUGAUAAUUGCUGUAAUAAACACACUUUAUUACGUC
Molecule: messenger RNA, 9664 nt
Organism: Rattus norvegicus (Norway rat)
Lineage: Eukaryota; Metazoa; Chordata; Mammalia; Rodentia; Muridae
Gene: Blacat1
Product: BLACAT1 overlapping LEMD1 locus
Source: RefSeq, a predicted model, not a curated record